AUGGAAAUGAACAUUCCUCAACAGGCAAGCUGGAUGGUGAGAAAGAUAAUGGAUGCAAGAGAAGUGGCUCAGCAAGUACCUACGGCUCUUAACAAGAAAAGUAAAACCAAACAAAUAUACUUGGCCAUUCUGGGAAACUAUAGCAAGGUGGCAUGGAGAGCCUUAAUGUUCCACAAUGAAGGUAGGCCCAAAGCAAUAUUCACUAUGUGGAUGCAAUGCCAUGAGAGACUUAUGACAACAGAUAGACUUGCAAACUGGGGUGUUCAAGUGAAUACAAGAUGCUGUUUAUGUGAUGGAGCAGAUGAAUCACAUGAUCACUUAUUUGGUGAAUGUAGUUUUACUAAAGCAGUUUGGGGAAAGCUCAUGCAAUGGAUACAGAGUCAGAUGAACCCAAUGUAUUCAUAUGCACAGAUGAUAACAUGGAUAGUAACACAAGCCAAAGGAAAAUCGUGUAGAGCUAAAAUACUGAAAAUGGUGCAUGCAGAACACAUCCAUGGGAUAUGGAGGGAGAGGAACAACAGAAUAUUUGAAAAGACAAUGAGAACAACAGACCAAAUUGCAAGGGAAAUAGCAUGUGUUUGUAACAUUAGAGUCCAAGGAGAGAUGAGGAAGAAGAUGCAGCAGUUUAUGUACUGA
Molecule: messenger RNA, 636 nt
Organism: Nicotiana attenuata
Lineage: Eukaryota; Viridiplantae; Streptophyta; Magnoliopsida; Solanales; Solanaceae
Exons: 1
Coding region: 1-636 (211 amino acids)
Source: RefSeq, a predicted model, not a curated record